This is a messenger RNA of Prunus armeniaca (apricot), 618 nucleotides long. The record is from the annotation of a GenBank genome assembly. Lineage: Eukaryota; Viridiplantae; Streptophyta; Magnoliopsida; Rosales; Rosaceae.
AUGGCGGAGGCACCGACGAGCCCGGCAGGCGGGAGCCAUGAAAGCGGCGGCGAGCAGAGCCCUCAGGGAGGCGGCGGUGGCGGCGGCAGCGGCGUGCGCGAGCAGGACAGGUAUCUGCCCAUCGCCAACAUCAGUCGCAUCAUGAAGAAGGCUUUGCCGCAAAACGGCAAGAUCGCCAAGGACGCCAAGGACACCGUCCAGGAAUGCGUCUCCGAAUUCAUCAGCUUCGUCACCAGCGAGGCCAGCGACAAGUGCCAAAAGGAGAAGCGUAAGACCAUCAACGGUGAUGAUUUGUUGUGGGCGAUGGCCACGUUAGGGUUUGAGGACUAUAUUGAGCCCCUCAGGAUUUACUUGGCUAGGUACAGGGAGUUGGAGGGUGAUGCGAAGGGAUCUGCUAGGGGCGGAGAUGGAUCUGCUAAAGGGAAUGCUGUUGGAGCCAUGCCUGGCCCAAGUUCACAGCAGUUUGUUCAUCAGGGAUCAUUGAACUAUGUCAAUCCUCAAAAUGCAAUCCCAACCAACAAGAUUGCACAAUGGGCAUAUUUACCCUAUGUUGCUUUAAGAUGGCAUGAUUUAUUUGACGUUUUAGUGCUCAUGGGAAACAUUAUAAAUAAUUAUUGA